Molecule: messenger RNA, 3379 nt
Organism: Pseudoliparis swirei
Lineage: Eukaryota; Metazoa; Chordata; Actinopteri; Perciformes; Liparidae
Gene: afap1l1a
Product: actin filament associated protein 1-like 1a
Exons: 20
Coding region: 325-2598 (757 amino acids)
Cellular component (GO): cytosol
Molecular function (GO): SH3 domain binding
Source: RefSeq, a predicted model, not a curated record
CUGGUUGUAGGGGGGUUUGUUCGGCAUUCGUGAUCCGAGCUGCAGUCUUCGCUGGUUUCUGCAAGUCUCGCGAGAAACAACGAGUUUGACAGACGUUUUAAGAAUUUGAUAAUGUACAGUACGGACUUUCUUUACGUCCCCAACGUGGAAGCGAAUAGGGAAACUCCUAAUUAACGUCAGGGAUGGUUGAGCAGCAGCUCGUUCGGGCGCUAGGACCCUGCAGAGCAGCUGCCUCGAGCUCUCGACCAGCGGUGUGUGCCGACUGUAUGGUGGCCGACGCUCUCACUCACUCAUGGGCCUGCGGUGCAGAACCAUCAGGCUCACAUGGACGGCGCCAGAAGAGGAAGAGAAGAACCCAGCGGCACCAAAUCCAUGGAGGUGUUGGUGAGUGAGCUCGGCAUCCUGCUGAAGAUGCUGGACCAGGAGAGCCUCAGCUCCUCCACGGAGGAGAAGAAGACCUCCGUGUGGAACCUCCUGCAGCAGAUCCAGCCGUCAGGUUCAGGAGCGGACUUCAUCUACAUGAACUCCUCGGUGUUCAGGACCGGGACGAGCUUCGUGGAGUCGCUGUUCGACACCUUCGACUGCGAGCUCGGAGACCUCAAAGAGGUUUCAGAUGAUCUGAAAGAAGACAAGAACACACAGCAGAACGGAGCCGCCUCGCUGCCGCCGCCCCCCCGCCCGGCCAACUCCCCCCCCCCUCUGCCCACGACGCCUCCUCCAGAGGACCACUACGAGGAGGCGGCGCCCCUGGGUCCGGGCGCGUUGCCCGAGUACAUCGUCACGCGAGUCCGGCCGAGCCCCCCCAACUCUAUCGAGGACGGGUACGAAGACGCUGAGAACAACUACCACACUACCUCCAUCAACACGCACCGCAAAAACUCAUACAACGACUCCGACGCUCUGAGCAGCUCCUACGAGUCCUACGAGGAAGACGAGGAGGAGAGGAGCCCCGGCGCCCGGCUCACGCACCAGUGGCCGUCGGACGAGAGCUCCAUGCCGCCGGCCCGAGACUGUCGCAUCUGCGCCUUCCUGUUGCGCAAGAAGCGCUUCGGCCAAUGGGCCAAGCAGCUCACGGUCAUCCGGGAGAACCGGCUGCAGUGCUAUAAGAGCUCUAAGGACCCGCGGCCCUCCGUGGAGCUGCUGCUGCCGAGCUGCGCCGUGGUUUACGCGCCCAAAGACGCCAAGAGGAAGCAGCACGAGCUGCGCUUCACGCCGCCGGGCGGAGACGCUCUGGUGCUCGCCGUGCAGAGCGAGGAGCAGGCGCACCGCUGGCUCGGGGUCGUCAGAGAGGUCAGCGGGCAGAGCGCCGCGCCCGAGGAACCUGCGUCUCCGAUAAUUCCCAGAAAGAUGGAACUCGACAAGAGGCUCUCGGCGGACAGGAACGCGUCGGACUCGGACAGCGUCGGCGUGUCGACGGUGGAGAGCGGCCGAGAGAACGGUAAAGUGAGGCGAGGCGCGUUCGCCGCCGGCCGUAAGAUCACACGCAUCAUCAGCUUCUCCAAGAAGAAGCCCCCCCGACCGGGAGAACCCCGCGCCUCCUACGCCGACCCCCGCCAAGGCUACGUGUCGGUGCUGGUGAACCAGGUGUGGCGUGAGCGUUGGUGCAGCGUGAGCGGCGGCCUCCUCGCCGUGUACCGGGAGCGAGGAGACGCGCGGCCGCUCCUGCCGGCGCUGCCGCUCCGCGGCUGCGAGGUGGCGCCGGGCCUCGGACCCAAACACCCCUUCGCCUUCCGGAUCCUACGCAACGGCUCGCCGCUCGCCGCCCUGGAGGCCGGCAGCUCGGAGGAGCUGGGCCGGUGGCUCGGCGUCCUGCUGGCGGAGACGGGCUGCGCCGCCGACCCCGAGUCGCUGCACUACGACUACGUGGACGUGGAGACCAUCGCGAACAUCCGCGACGCCGCGCGCCACUCCUUCCUCUGGGCCACGUCCUCCAGCAGCUGCUCUGACUCCAGGACGUACGACGAGGUCCCUCAGGAGGAGGAGACGAGUGACAAGAGGUCAAGAGGUCAAGAGUCUGGGAAUCAAGGGAAGCGGCGCUCCAGCUUCUCCAGCAGCGACUCGGACCGACCCAAACCGUCAGCCUCCCUCAAGCGGACCGGCUCCAACGCCAACCAGUACGGCCGGUAUGGGAAAACGCGAGCCGAGGAGGACGCCAAGCACUACUCGAACCAGAAGGAGGAGCUGGAGAGGGAGAGGGACGGGGUCCGGAACGCUCUGGUGACGCUCCGGAAGGAGAAGAGGGAGCUGAAGGAGGGGCUGAAGAUGGCUUCUGAGAGGAGGAGGUCGUCCCUGAGCCAGCGCGUGGCCCAGCUGGAGGACGCCUGUCGGGCCCGGGAGGCGGAGCGGGUGGAGCUGGAGCUGCGGAUGACCCGGGUCCAGGAGAACCUCACGGCCAGCCUGGCAGGCGGAGCGCUGGGCGCACCGGCGGAGGCCAAAGCCCCGGGGAAGGCCUCCGGCAAAAAGACGCAGAACAUCUACAGCGACUCUCUGCCCGUGAACUGCGCGGCGGAGAUGCGCCGCAGGCCUCUGUCGGUGUACGCGUCCUCGGGAACCGUCAUGCAGAAGGCAAAGGAAUGGGAGUCAAAGAAAAAGACCUAAGAGCAUCAUGGAGGAAGAAGGACUGGAGGAAGAAGGACUGGAGGAAGAAGGACUGGAGGAAGAAGGACUGGAGGAGGAAGGACUGGAGGAAGAAGGACUGUUGGUCAGCCCGACCAAUCACAUCACACAUCACAGACUUCUACUGAUGAAGAAGAACUGUAAUGCACGACAUCAGCCACUAGGUGGAGGUACAGCUCACGACAUGUAUUUACUCCACUGUCUUCCGAAAAGGACUUAACGUGAGGAAGGACUCGCUGUCUCUGGUGACUCUUAUUCAAACAGGAAAGAGACACUAGGAAGAUGUUUAGAAAAGCACAUUGCAUGUUGUUGUUGUUGUGGAAAGGCAACCAGGGAAUUUUUUUGUUGUUGUUGUUGUGUACGGUGAAAUGUUUAAUUGUUACGGUGCCGUGUGAGAAAUGUGACGCGUUUGGGGAAUAAGUGGACGGAGGUAUAGUUUCAGCCACAAUGGGCCUUUUUUUUGUAUGUUUUUUCUUGUGCCUGUACAGAAACGACGACUCUGACUCUGUUUUAUACUUUUAUACGUUGGUUCCUCGUCCUCGUCGGUCGUACCUGUCGCAGGUAUUCAGUCGUGUGGCAUGGAGUGUGAACAUGAGCGUCUCCUCUCAGGCUGAAGCUGCGCUCCACGAAACAUCUGCUGUAACGUUCCACGUCCACGCAAACCGUGUUCCCCGUGAUCGACUCUCUACUGCCCCCUGUGGUCGACUCGUGCACUUUACUGUCCUCGCGCCCGGAUGAGGGAAUAAUAAACGUCUCAUUCUCA